Molecule: messenger RNA, 2442 nt
Organism: Fusarium redolens
Lineage: Eukaryota; Fungi; Ascomycota; Sordariomycetes; Hypocreales; Nectriaceae
Product: putative Zn(II)2Cys6 transcription factor
Exons: 5
Coding region: 118-2157 (679 amino acids)
Biological process (GO): regulation of DNA-templated transcription; DNA-templated transcription
Molecular function (GO): DNA binding; DNA-binding transcription factor activity, RNA polymerase II-specific; zinc ion binding
Source: RefSeq, a predicted model, not a curated record
GUGAGCUCCACCACCGCCUGGACCCUUGAGGGGAAAUGAGGGGUAUGGAGCUUCCGACGGACUUCAACCCGACGGAGCCAUCGCGUUCAAUUCGGUCUUUUGACACAAGGUCUCACGAUGUCUGCAUCUCUAAGAAAACGACAAAAAGUCUCUUCCGCCUGCGAGCGCUGUCGUAAGCGCAAGCUAGGGUGUGAUGCAGAGAGACCUUGUGUUCAUUGCGUCCGUGCCGGCGCCCAGUGUAUCCCUCGCGACUUGACAUCAGGAGACAUGGCGGGAUCCUCAUCUGACCAGACAAAUACCAGGAGUAGACAUGUUCAGGAUCCAGGGUCGCCUAUACUCCCAGAGUCCAGUAUCGUUGACCUAAGUACUCUUAUAAUCCGCGGAAAUGGCUCCAACCAUGAUUUAGGCCACGAUACAUCCUCACUGCCUGGUGGAACAAAACUCAUCGAUGCCAACGCCACGCUCUCUGGGCCCAAGCAUUGGCGUAAUGUAGCAGGCGUGGAACUACCCGCGGACCAUAUCCUGGAACACUUGGUAGACAGCUUCUUCUCUUCAGUCAACUGGUUCAUGAUGGUCUUCCACGAAGAAACCUUCCGCCGCAGAUACGCAGAGAUGAUGCAACAGAACCAAAUCAAGUACCAAGAUACAACAUUCUAUUGGACAUGGCUCCUCGUCGUAGCGCUCGGUGCGCACUAUGCUGCACUCGAGAAUCCUGACGACGAAAUGAGCCCUCAGCACCGACAGCUUUCUCGAGACCUUAUUGCUGUUAUAGAGACGCGUUUCCUGCACAUCGUUGGGUGCCAGACAGUAGAGACUGUUCAAAUAUGCAUCCUGCUUGGUAGCUUCAUAUUUUACACGCGACCUACGACCGGCCUGGGUAUUUGCGGCAUGGGAGUAAGGAUUGCUCAGGUCAUUGGCUUGCACCGCGAGAGUUUCUGGAAAGAGACGUCACAACUAACGCGGGAAGUGAAGAGGCGCACCUGGUGGACAUUGGAGGUUUUUGACAAAUACACCGCCGUUGCGUUUGGGCGCCCCUGCAUCAUCGAUGACUCUGACUGUCAGGUCGAGAUGAUCUCAGAUAUUGAACUCGAUGGCCGGACGCAUGUCCCUGCUAGACCACUUAUCCUCUAUCACCAACACAAAUUUCGUCUCUACAGAAUCAUGGGUGCAUUCUUGGGACGGAGAAGGCAUCGAAACACGUUUGAGUCGGUUGAAACAAUACACCAACGUAUGCUGCAGUGGCGCCACAAACUGCCCGACGUCCUAACUCUCAGUGGUCAAGAGAGCUCAAUAGACCCCAGUGUAGUGGAACCCACUGAGAUCCAUGCGCUUAGUUUAAAGCUCACCUAUGACAAUCUGCAAAUCAUCUUGCAUCGCACAGCUGUCUUCAAUAGCAACGAGAUCUCUACCAUCUCGCCCAGGAGCAGAACGUCUCUCCAGCAAAUCUUCACAUCAGCCAUGGAUACAUCUGAACUCUCCCGUCAUCCUCUCAUUUUAGACGCUUGCAGGAGGACCCAUGCAGAUGUACAUGUUGGCAUCACCAUGUUUACAGCCGGUGUCGUUCUCUGCGCUAUCUGUCUGUCACAGCCUCUCACAGAAAUGGGGUCGCGUGCGAAGACCGGUGUUAUGCACAUCACCCGCAUGUGUCGUGAGACUACAACUGGUCUGUAUAGCGGCCAGCUUAUCUCGGAGCAGAGCCUGGGUAUUAUUGAUAGCUUGGUUGAAGUAAUGCUGCGGCAGGAGACGGAUUUGAUUACUGGGAGAACGAGCUAUCCGGGUCUCACUACUCCUCAAACAAGGAAAGAGACAGCAUUACCGGAUCAGGGCUCCUCGUCAGCGAGCAGAGUUAUAGCACCCAGUUCAAGCAUGAGACCAGCUGGUCCAACUGAGUUCAGAAAUGAGCGAGUCUUGGAGCCGAUUCAAGGAGUCUUUAGGCAGCAUAUUUCCACGCCGCCCACUGUUGGAAACAGAGAGACAAACAGCGCUGUCUCUGGCAAUCAUGAUGGAGACCAAGGGAUGAUGAGCACGUUCAAUUGGGAUGGCGACAUGUCCGCCCUCGUAGAUUCGGGCCUCGUCGAUGCAAGUCAACUCUGGCUGUGGGCGGAUAGCCUGGACUUUGACUCAUUAAAUGAUCUGGCUGGAGAACUACCGGAAUAAGCCCUUGUUAACCAUAGUCACUUCCGGGGUAUGUAAUUGAAUGAGGUAUUGGCGCCGGCUUAUUGAGUCAUUCGCCUGGCUGUACUCGAUCAGCAAAUUAAAAAUAGUUAGUGUCAAGAGGCCAUCCAUACCCGCACGGGUACCUGUGCAAAUAAAGUCACACAGGUACCCGUGCAAAUAAGAUAUUAUCACAUCAGCAACCCCGAUUAAUUAUAUAUAUAUAUUAUAUAUUAUCUAAUUAAGCUUUUUUUGCUUAUUUUAAUAAUAUAUACUUUAUUACUUUAA